AUGCAACGCGCAAAAAUUCCUAAAGUUAUUAUUAUCAGUGCAGGCUCAGGAGAACUUGCUCUUUACCAUGCAUUAAUAAAGAAUAAGGAUAAGAAAGAAUUUGACGUAAAAAUAUUCAAGCAAGAAUCUAGUCUAAAAG
Molecule: messenger RNA, 139 nt
Organism: Funneliformis mosseae
Lineage: Eukaryota; Fungi; Glomeromycota; Glomeromycetes; Glomerales; Glomeraceae
Source: the annotation of a GenBank genome assembly